Salvelinus namaycush (lake trout) is the source of this 897-nucleotide messenger RNA. RefSeq names its product transcription factor Sox-19b-like. The record is from RefSeq and is a predicted model, not a curated record. Gene Ontology annotation, biological process: cell differentiation; anatomical structure morphogenesis; regulation of DNA-templated transcription. NCBI's taxonomy places the organism in Eukaryota, Metazoa, Chordata, Actinopteri, Salmoniformes, Salmonidae. The transcript has 2 exons. Gene Ontology annotation, molecular function: DNA-binding transcription factor activity, RNA polymerase II-specific; RNA polymerase II cis-regulatory region sequence-specific DNA binding. The coding region runs from base 1 to 897 and encodes 298 amino acids.
AUGUAUAGCAUGAUGGAACACGAGCUGAAGCCUGCUGGGCAACAACAGCAGCAGCAGCACCAAACGACCCAGGGCAUGUCCCCGGUCACUGGAAACAUUGGCAACUCUCACCUGGGGUCCAAAUCCGUGUGCCCUCCGGGCGGGGACCCAAUGGACAAGGUCAAAAGGCCCAUGAAUGCCUUCAUGGUGUGGUCCAGGGGGCAGCGCCGCAAGAUGGCCCAGGAGAACCCCAAGAUGCACAACUCUGAGAUCAGCAAGCGGUUGGGCGCGGAGUGGAAGCUGCUGACAGACGCCGAGAAGCGACCCUUCAUCGACGAAGCCAAGCGCCUCAGGGCAGUGCACAUGAAGGAUUAUCCCGACUACAAGUACAAGCCACGGCGCAAGACCAAGCCCCUGCUCAAGAAGGACAACCAGAUGGCGAAGUACCCUCUCUCCGCCGGGAAUCUGCUGGCCGCAGCGGCCGCGCAGGGCCAAGGUGGGAGCGCCAGAAUGGAGAGCUACGGAUGGGGCCCAGCGGGAGGUUACGCUGGGAUGCAGAACGAGGCCCUCGGCUACACUCAGCAGCUGCACCGCUAUGACCUGUCCGCGCUCCAGUAUCCCCAGGCCAUGACUGCAGCACAGACGUAUAUGAAUGGAGCCAACACCUACAGCCCCAUGUCCUACAGCAGCAGCUCCCAGCAGCCCAGCCCGGUCAUGUCCAUGGUGAAGCCAGAGCCAGUAUCACACUCCCCGACUGGUGGACCUAACCACCACCGCGGGCCUCUCCAAGGGGACCUGAGGGAUAUGAUCAGUAUGUACAUCCCCGGGGGGGACGCCAGUGACCCGGCCGCCCAGAGAGGAGGCUACAGCGUCCAGCAACACUAUCUCAGUGGGACCGUUCCCCUCAGUCAUAUCUAG